Elephantulus edwardii (Cape elephant shrew) is the source of this 2439-nucleotide messenger RNA. RefSeq names its product ribonucleoprotein, PTB-binding 2 (gene RAVER2). Gene Ontology annotation, biological process: translation. The record is from RefSeq and is a predicted model, not a curated record. Lineage: Eukaryota; Metazoa; Chordata; Mammalia; Macroscelidea; Macroscelididae. Gene Ontology annotation, molecular function: structural constituent of ribosome; RNA binding. Gene Ontology annotation, cellular component: ribosome.
AUGGGCCGCUUUCGCACCAAAACCGUGAAGAAGGCGGCCGGGGUUAUCAUUGAGAAAUACUACACGCGCCUGGGUAAUGAUUUCCACACCAACAAGCGCGUGUGCGAGGAGAUCGCCAUUAUUCACAGCAAGAAACUCCGGAACAAGAUAGCAGGCUAUGUCAUACAUCUGAUGAAGCGGAUUCAGAGAGAGCCUUGGAGAGGGGGCCUCGCGCGCGCGGCACAGGUGUCCGGGUGGCACGCCGGGGCCCCCGCGGGCGGUGGUGGGGCGCGCGCCUGUGCGCGGGGGCUGGGGCCCGAGGGGAGGUUCCCGCGAGGUGGUGCUCGGGCUCCUCCUCGGCGCCUCAGGUUUCCUCUCCCCGCCCGCCGCCCUGGCCCCGCCGGCUGGUGGCUGCGACGCCGCCUCCCUCCCUCCCUCUCCCGCGGCUGGGCCCUCGCUCCGGCCUCUGCCCUCCUGGCCCCGCCCGGGCCUCCUCCCGCGAUCUCGCUCCGCUUCCCCUCGAGCCUCCGGGGAGCCCGGUGCCGCGGGGCGCCCGAGAAGAUGGCGGCGCUGGACCCCGACGAGGUCACCGCGCGGCUGCAGCGGAUGCGGCGCGAGCUGAGCAAUCGCAGGAAAAUCCUGGUGAAGAACCUGCCCCAGGACAGCAGCUGCCAGGAAGUUCAUGAUUUGUUACAAGACUAUGAGUUAAAGUAUUGUUAUGUGGACAGAAAUAAACGAACAGCUUUUGUUACCUUAUUGAAUGGGGAGCAAGCUCAGAAGGCAAUUCAGAUGUUUCAUCAGUUCUCCUUUCGAGGAAAGGAUUUAGUAGUUCAGCUGCAGCCCACCGAUGCCUUGCUGUGCAUUACCAACCUGCCCAGUUCUUUUACAUUAGAGGAGUUCGAAGAACUUGUCCGUGCUUAUGGAAAUAUUGAAAGAUGUUUCCUGGUCUACAAUGAAGUUACUGGCCACUCCAAGGGCUAUGGAUUUGUGGAAUACAUGAAAAAAGACUUUGCUGCAAAGGCUAGAUUGGAGCUAUUGGGUAAACAGUUGGGAGCGUCUGCUCUCUUUGCACAGUGGAUGGAUGUGAAUCUGUUGGCCUCAGAGCUCAUUCAUUCCAAGUGCCUUUGUAUAGAUAAACUCCCUAGUGACUACAGAGAUUCAGAGGAGCUGUUGCACUUUUUUUCCAGUAUCCAUAAGCCUGUGUUUUGCCAGCUUGCACAGGAUGAAGGUAAUUACGUUGGUGGCUUUGCCGUGGUUGAAUAUAACACAGCAGAGCAUGCUGAAGAAGUUCAGCAAGCAGCAGAUGGCAUGACCAUCAAGGGAAACAAAGUCCAGGUGUCCUUCUGUGCCCCAGGAGCACCGGGGCGGAGCACGUUAGCAGCAUUGAUAGCAGCUCAACGUGUGAUGCACAGUAGUCAAAAGGGCUUACUUCCAGAGCCCAAUCCAGUACAAAUUAUGAAAAGUUUAAACAACCCUGCCAUGUUACAAGUUCUUCUGCAACCCCAGCUAUGCGGACGAGCUGUUAAACCAGCAGUUCUUGGAACACCUCACAGCUUGCCACAUCUGAUGAAUCCAUCCAUCUCCCCCGCAUUUUUACAUUUGAAUAAAGCACACCAGAAUCUUUCUCAUGUACCAUUGGCCCAGAAGCAGUUAAUGAAGUUUGAGAAUGUCCAUACUAAUAAUAAACCUGGCUUACUCGGGGAGCCCCCAGCAAUGGUCCUUCAGGCUGCACUUGGCAUAGGGUCAGCACUACCUUUGAAAACGGAGUUGGCGCACCAUGGAGAAGCACAUAAAACGUCUAGUCUGAUUCCAACUCAAACAACUGUAACAGCUGGAAUGGGCAUUCUACCGUUCUUUCCAAAUCAGCUCAUUGCCGGACAAGCUGGGCCAGGGCACAGUAAUGCUCAGGAGAAGCAGUCAGCCACAGUGGGAAUGACGGAAGGCGCGCUCUCAGGGCCCCAGGCUUAUCUGCAGAGCUUUCCAAACCUUGGCGCCGGAGGCUUGCUGACUGGACACUACAAACAGCCGCAGAGUCAACCAAAAGGCACUGAAAUCAGUUCAGGGGCUGCCUCUAAAAACCAGACUUCACUCUUAGGAGAACCACCAAAAGAAAUUCGGCUCAGCAAAAAUCCAUACUUGAACCUGGCGAGUGUGCUGCCCAGCGUGUGCUUAUCAUCCCCUGCAAGUAAAACCACUCUGCAGAAGACGGGAAUUACGGGCAACAUUCUGGAUGCAAUCUCUCAGGGAAAUGAAACGCAGCAUGCAUUGGAAAAGUGCAUUGCGUAUUCCCAGCCUUUUGGUGACUAUGCACAGGUGUCAUCAUUAAGAAAUGAAAAGCGAGGCUCAUCCUAUCUUAUCUCUGCCCCAGAAGGCAGUUCGGUUGAACUUGUUGACCAACAUUCUCAGGGCACAGGAGCAUAUUACAUGGAAACCUACUUAAAGAAGAAGCGAGUGUACUGA